AUGAUCCCAAAACCCCCGCCCCCCUUGGGCACGAAAGAAGACGAGAGCAAGCCGGGGAAGAAAUUAACGGGCCAGUGCCCCUCACGGAAAGGUGAAUCCAAGGGAUCCGAGAAUUCCUGGAAAACUCGCCGAUCCGGGACUCUCGCCUUGAGUGAUGCAUUUGCCGAUGCAAGCGUGCUUUUCCUGGGGACCACUAGAAAACUCAGGAAUGCCACAGAAGGAAUGUUCCAGUUCGCCGGCCUCUCGAACCAGACCGCAGGUGCCCUCCUCGAGUCGACCCUUCGAGCCACCUCCAACACGACGACGGAAGUCGCAUUCACGAUCGGGGAGUUCUUAGGGAAGCCUCGGGUGAGGGGACUGAUCUCGUCCCUGGCGGCAGGAGCCGCGGUGACGUCGUUCCACUGGAUCGUCCUCUAUUGGGACAGCGACAUCCCCGGCAGAAAUCCUCCGGCGCCAGUUUCGCCUGCAAAGAGCUGGAGGAAAAACGAGCUCCAGAAGGGAGGAGGAACCGGCCUCCACCUCAGCUACAUGGUUGGCCUUGCCCAUGGGAUCCUCACUUCUUGACGCAGGACGUCCCAGCCCGUUAACCUGUUCGAGGCCCCAAGUGCGAAACUCGCGACCGCUAGCGAUGCGCAACCCCAAACGGGCCAGAGUGCCGUAGCCGGCCGCAGCCCGUCGUCUCGGGACGAGAAUGUUCCCGCCGAAUCCCCGAGGGUCACGGGGUGGCUCGACGAUUCCUCGUUUGGUGGCUCGGUGGAGCCGAGUUGGCUCUCCGUCGGCCUCGUCCUUCCAAAGAAUUCCCGAGGUUUCGAUCGUCUUCGAGGCCCUCCCGCGUGA
Darwinula stevensoni is the source of this 837-nucleotide messenger RNA. NCBI's taxonomy places the organism in Eukaryota, Metazoa, Arthropoda, Ostracoda, Podocopida, Darwinulidae. The record is from the annotation of a GenBank genome assembly.